This is a messenger RNA of Abrus precatorius (Indian licorice), 3204 nucleotides long. RefSeq lists its product as uncharacterized. Gene Ontology annotation, cellular component: cytoplasm. The record is from RefSeq and is a predicted model, not a curated record. Bases 868 to 2871 code for a protein of 667 amino acids. The transcript has 4 exons. Lineage: Eukaryota; Viridiplantae; Streptophyta; Magnoliopsida; Fabales; Fabaceae. Gene Ontology annotation, molecular function: protein kinase binding.
CAUUCAUUUCAUAUACGACAUCACAUGCCAACACACAAUACAACCACAACCUUAACCUCCCCAAUUUCACUUAUUUCUCUUACGCUCUAUACUUUAGUUCUUUUUCAUCUCAAAGCAUAGAUACUGUCCCAUAGAGUUAUUAUUUGUUUACGGAGAUGACACGGUUCUUUUUUUAAAAAGGUUCGACUUUUUCUGCAUCAAUGCUCGCAAUUCCCGCCGCAAUUUACGUGGGGCAGUGUCUGUUUGAGUUUUGCUUUAGAAUUACGAGGCAUUUGUGUCACCCUUUUGGCUCAUUUAACAAUCAUUGAUGUCUUCUGUUUGUUUUGUCAUUUUUGUUUAAGAUCAUUGAAUGCAUAGUACAUUUCUCAAGAGUGUGUUGUGUCCAUGUUGAAUUCUAGAGAUGGUUUUUUGUGAAGUAAUUUGAUUGUGAUAUUUUAAUUUGGAAUUUGUUGGUGGGGUGUUAAUGGGGGUUGGUCCUUGAAUUUUCUUGAUGAAUAUUCGGGAUAUUUGCUUAUUUGAUCAUUGAUCUUCAACUGGGUAGGUAUAUUUCAAGAGAAAAAAGAAGAAAAUACAAUUGGGGGAGAUUUGAGGAGGAUCAUUACAACUCUGGCCAACUCUUUAGAGAUAUAUUCACAAACCGGAAGAGACUUUGGUCUUUUGAUUUCCGGUUUACAUUUUUGUUCAGAGAGGGUCUUAUCUCUUGUCGUGCUCCUUCCCAUUGAUUAUGGCUAACAUCUGAUCCAAAGUGAUAAUUGCUGAGUUAGUAGAGAUGUGAGUGGCAAUAGGAUUGCUUACAAAGUGCAAAGGAUUCAAAAGGGGCAAAGAAGGUUGGACUGAAAGGAUUUGGAACAAGCUUCAUCUUCUGUGAUGGCUAUGGUUAGGUGCUUCUCUCUUUUACAUGUAAGGAAGGAGAAAAACAAGUCUCAAUGUUGCAUGUUUCUUCAGGGGAAUGAGAAGUCUUCAAAAAAGGACUUCAACAUUCUACUUGCCAAACUACAAGCUUCAAGAUUAUCAUCAGCGACACGUGAUUUAGAUUCAAGCACUUUUGAUGUUGCAGUAGGCAAUGGUAUCCAGGAAAAUCAAAGGCUCAAUGCAAAGGUUGUGAGUCUUGAGAGUCCUGUGAAGACUGAAGUAGAGGAAGCUUAUAAAGGGAAAGAUGAGAAAGACGAUUUGCCUUUGAUCAAGAGGGAACUCUCUGAUUUUGAUCUCCAAUGCCAUGAAGCUGUUGCAAGCAAAGAAAGAUAUGAUGCAACAGAUAAAAAGGUAAAGUAUCCCAAUUUGUGUGGAACCCAAGCCAACAAUGAAUUGGAAGACAAAAGUGAUAGAUACAGCCAAAAGAGUGUUGAGACAACCCAGAGUGGACAUGUCAGUGAUCCUGGGAUUGGCAAGGCUGAUUUCUGGGCCUCUCCAAAGCUCAAGAGAUACUGCUCUGAUCUAGCAAAAAUGAAUUUGCCUAAACAGAUAACUUAUCACUUUCUUCCUUCAAAGUCACAGUCUUUUGAGGAUUUUAAGGGUUUUUCAGCAAUGGAUAAUCUUGAAAGCUCCAUGUCUGUAAUGAGUCACUACAGUGCUGAUAAAGUGGUUUUGAGAAGGCAUUCUUUAAGUCGAUUACUCCCUUCAGGAAGUAAAAAUUUGUGGUGGAAGAUGAUCCUUUGGAGUCACAGGAAUAUACAUAGAACACUCUCUAGCAAAUCAACACUAGUUCCUGCUGCUAGUCCUGCCUUAAUUAGUCAAUGUGGGUACUCUUCAGACACUCUUGAACCAAAACAAGGCAAGGAAUUGAGAUAUGUGAAAUCUUCUGAAUCAAUUACAAUAGAAUCCUUUAACAAAAGCAGCGUUAGCAAAAAUAUUGAUACGCAAAGGGGGAGCGAGGUUCAAAAUGAAAAUUCUGGUUUCUGUCCCCAAAACCAAUUGAUUGCUUUCUCAACAGACUCAUCCUCUUUUGCCAGAGUGGAUGCAUGGGUGAAAAAUCUUGAAAUUCAGCAACCACUUCCUGAAGAUGAUUUUGAUGAUGGCAAUGCCAGAAGCAUUGUCUUUCCACCUUCUCCUGAUGCCCGUAGAUCAAUGACAAGAACCAGAUCUCAGUUGACUAAUCAAGAUGCCAAUCUUUCAAAGGAUAUUUUGAAUGCAAAUAGUGUAGUCCAGGCUCUGAAUCCAGCUUCAACUAUUGCUCACAUAUCAAGUAUUGGUAUAAAAACCAUCCCUGCAAUUUCACACUUAUCCAAUCUACGCUCUGUCAACUUGUCAAACAAUGUCAUAGUUCACAUAUCCACAGGAUUUCUUCCAAAGGGUAUCCAAACACUUAAUGUGUCAAGAAACAAGAUCAGCACCCUUGAGGGUCUCAGAGAAUUGACCCGGCUGCGAGUACUAGACCUAAGUUACAAUCGCAUCUCAAGAAUUGGACAAGGGUUGUCAAGUUGUACACUCAUCAAAGAGCUAUAUCUUGUGGGGAACAAAAUAAGUGAUGUUGAGGGGCUACACAGGCUAUUGAAGCUAACAGUUCUAGACCUGAGCUUCAACAAGAUCACAACAACAAAAGCAUUAGGCCAGCUUGUGGCUAAUUAUAACUCACUUCAGGCCCUUAAUCUACUUGGAAAUCCCAUUCAAAGCAACAUCAGUGAUGACCAGCUAAGCAAAGCAGUUUGUGGCCUUCUUCCAAAACUGGUGUACCUGAAUAAGCAACCUCUUAAGGCUCAGAGGGUGCGUGAAAUAUUCAGCGAUAGUGUUGCCCGAGCCGCCCUUGGCAACGGCAAGUGGAGCUCGGAGAGAAGGUCAUUAAGAAGAGUUGGCCAUGGAGGAUCAAGUUUGUCCAGAGGGUCUAAAAGAAGUGCAAGUGUUUCCCAGAAAAUUGUGAACCGGACAAGGAAGUGAAAUCCAAGUCAUAUAGUUGCCUGUAAAAUGAUAACUCAUUUGAGAACAAUUUCAGCUGGCUCUUCACAAUAUUUCAUUUAUGAAUACCAGAGGAAACUGUGCUCUAGGGAGUUGUCUCUUGAUUUGUUUGUUUGAUAUAUAAAAUCAUUCGUGUGCAUUCAUUUCAUAGCUUAAACAUUUGAAUAGUUGGUUCAUGAUAUAGUAUCAAAGCCUCUCUAUAACCAUGUGGUUGCUUCAAGCCAAAGGGCUCUAGCAUGAGGUCGUGUUUUAGAUAUAAAAACCAAUUAUUUGCUUUGGAAUGUUUGAUUCGUGACAUUGUUAAGUGUUGAAGUA